This is a messenger RNA of Thyridium curvatum, 480 nucleotides long. RefSeq lists its product as uncharacterized. The transcript has 2 exons. The record is from RefSeq and is a predicted model, not a curated record. NCBI's taxonomy places the organism in Eukaryota, Fungi, Ascomycota, Sordariomycetes, Thyridiales, Thyridiaceae. The coding region runs from base 1 to 480 and encodes 159 amino acids.
AUGCCCUCCUCCUCCUCCUCCCCCCAAACAGACCCCCACCCAGGCCCCCUAAACUACAUCGCCGGCUUCCUCCUCGUCGGCCUGGCCUGGGGCCUGACGACGCCCUUCAUCCGCCGCGCCGCCAAGACGCACACCCCGCCGCCACACCCGUCCCUCGAGCGGGCCCGGGCCGCCGCCUCGUCCGCAUCCGCGUCCUGGGCCUUGGGGCCCCGGCUGCGCGCCGCGCUCCUGGCCGCCUGGUUCGGCGUCGCGGACCUGCUGCGCAACCCGCGCUACGCCGUGCCGCUGCUGCUCAACCUCACGGGCAGCGUGUGGUUCUUCCUGCUCAUCGGCAAGGCCGAGCUCAGCCUCACCGUGCCCAUCGUCAACACACUCGCCUUCCUCUUCACCGUCGUGGGCGAGUGGUGGGUCGAGAAGAAGGUUAUCAGCAAAGUUCCUGCUUUUCUUUUCUCUAUCUACUGGGAGAGUGUGUUUCGCUGA